AUGAGCAACUUCCAGGAUAUUCAACCAGGUACAACGUAUAGAAGUAUACAUGCUGCCUUUACCUCGCGAUCCAUAGCCGAUGCGAGCAGCAAAGGACCUUCGUUGAUCCAAUCGACUUCCCCCAUAAUAACUAGUGCAUUGAGCUCUGCCUUCCCAUAUUUGUUGAUGAUCGAUAAACUACUGGCAGCAAUCACGUGGACAAAUGAAGAUAGUUAUCAGGGUUUUUUAUUGAUUGUUAUCUACGGAGCGGCUGUUCGAUACUGGGACAAUCUAGGUAGUGCCAUAGUGCCCGUCGCAGCAAGCAUGGCAUUCUGCUGUGUUUCGUGGACCAUCACCACUGUAUCAAAUGAGUCUUCGGAUCCACCAACACUUGAAGAGGUGGUUGCCUUGUUGUCGAAUAUUUGCACCAGAUGCGAGAUUUUACGGGAGCCACUGAAAGUUUUGGAUUCUUUCACCUUGGUGGACUUUGGAAAGUUACUCCUAAGUAGUGUCUUGCUAUGGCCGUUCUAUGUUUUUGUCCUGCAGAGGAUAUACAACACGAAAUGGUUUUCAUUGAUCUUUGGUAUACUUGCAUUGACCUAUUACUCGCCCUGGGCCACCGCUUCCAGAUGUCUGCUUUGGCGCAGCUCGUAUGUCAGAACUGCUGCGAAAGCUGUUACGGGACUAGAUGUCCUGCUUACUAGUCGUCAUAGCAAGAAUCCUAUUGCCACUGACCACAAGGUCAUAUACACAUCAAAAACAAAUGAUUCUGAGAAGCAGACGGUUGAGUUUCAGAUAUUCGAGAAUCAAAGGAGAUGGAUAGGAAUGGGCUGGUCGGGACAUCUUCUGCCUAACGAGCGUGCCCCUUUCACGAACGAGAAGUUUGCAGCUUGCUCUGGCUUCGAAGGCUUUCAUUUCCCUGAGAUGCCAGAAGUCACAGGAAAGAGCUUCAAAUGGGAGUGGUUGGACCCCAAAUGGCAGAUAGAUGUCUCUUUCAAUAAAGGUAAUGAUAAGGAAGGAUGGAUCUACUACGAUAACUACUGGGACACUCCUGGGUUUGUUGAUUCCAUAUCAAAAUACACGAGAUCGCGGAAAUGGAGACGUCGGGCUACUUUGGUUAUUGAGGCUAAGAAAUGA
This is a messenger RNA of Kuraishia capsulata CBS 1993, 1116 nucleotides long. RefSeq lists its product as uncharacterized. The coding region runs from base 1 to 1116 and encodes 371 amino acids. The transcript has a single exon. Gene Ontology annotation, cellular component: peroxisomal membrane. Gene Ontology annotation, biological process: peroxisome organization. Lineage: Eukaryota; Fungi; Ascomycota; Pichiomycetes; Pichiales; Pichiaceae. The record is from RefSeq and is a predicted model, not a curated record.